Arctia plantaginis is the source of this 279-nucleotide messenger RNA. The record is from the annotation of a GenBank genome assembly. NCBI's taxonomy places the organism in Eukaryota, Metazoa, Arthropoda, Insecta, Lepidoptera, Erebidae.
AUGACGAAGGGAACGUCGAGCUUUGGUAAGCGUCGUAAUAAGACUCACACCCUCUGUCGAAGGUGUGGUAGAUCAUCCUACCACAUCCAGAAAUCAAAAUGUGCACAGUGCGGAUACCCUGCCGCUAAGCUGCGCUCCUAUCACUGGUCAGUGAAAGCCAAACGCAGGAAGACCACUGGAACUGGCCGCAUGCGUCACUUGAAAAUCGUAAGAAGGCGUUUCCGCAAUGGCUUCAAGGAGGGUAAACCCACCCCUAAAAAAGCUGUGGCUUCGUCGUAG